GCGCGUCCAGCAUGGCUGCUGGAGGAAGGAGCAGCAGAGGGGGAGCAGGCCGGAGCGGAGAGAAACCCCCGAGAAAACCCCCAGAACCGGCCCAAAGUUCACCGACAAGUGGAUAAAAGGAGAGCUAAGGACCCGGACACCAUGCUGGCGCAUGCGCGGUCCUGGAGUCCAGGCAGCGCUCAGCACCUACAAGCCCCGAGACUACCGUCACCACCAAUCAGGCGCCGCGCUGCCUUCUAUGUAGCUGCACUGCUUUAGGGCGCCAUGGCCACGGGAGCCCAGGGCUACCAGGGCCACGACCCAGGAGCCCAGGGCUACCAGGGCCACCAGGUCCCGGACAAGCCCCAGGGCUACCAGGGCCACGACCCGGGAGCCCAGGGCUACCAGGGCCACCAGGUCCCGGACAAGCCCCAGGGCUACCAGGGCCACGACCCGGGAGCCCAGGGCCACCAGGGCCAUGACCCGGGAGCCCAGGGCUACCAGGGCCACCAGGUCCCGGACAAGCCCCAGGGCCACCAGGGCCACCGCGACCACGUCCCGGACCAGGUCCCGGACAAGCCCCGGCCGGCGCCGGCCACCGGGAGACGCCGCAGGGCAACCGAUGGGAAGCCCAGAAAGAACUUUCCGUGCCCGGAGUGCCAGAAAGCUUUCAACAGCCUGGAGAAGCUGAAGGUUCACUCGUUCACCCACACCGGGGAGAGACCGUACCGCUGCUCGCACCCCGACUGCAGCAAGGCCUUCGUCUCCAAGUACAAGCUGCUACGGCACACGGCGACGCACUCGCCGGAGAAAAACCACAAAUGUUCAUACUGUGAGAAAAUGUUCCACCGCAAGGAUCACCUGAAGAACCACCUGCAGACGCACGACCCGCACAAGCAGGCCUUCGCCUGCCGCGAGUGCGGCAAGAGCUACAACACCAAGCUCGGCUUCAAGCGCCACCUGGCGCUGCACGCGGCUAACCGCGGCGACCUCACCUGCCAGGUGUGCCUGCAGCCGUUCGCUAGCACCGCCGCCGUCCUGGAGCACCUGAAGGCUCACGCCGGCAAGCCCUCGGGCGGCGGCGCCAACAAGGAGAAGCGGCACCGCUGCGAGCACUGCGAGCGCCGCUUCUACACCCGCAAGGACGUGCGGCGCCACCUGGUGGUGCACACGGGCCGCAAGGACUUCCUGUGCCAGUUCUGCGCGCAGCGCUUCGGCCGCAAGGACCACCUGACGCGCCACGUGAAGAAGAGCCACCAUCGCCGCGGCAACGACGAGCCGUUUAAGGUCAAGACGGAGCCGGCCGACUCGCUGGAGCCCAGCGGCGGCGGCGGCUACGACCCGGCGUCCGGCGGCGUCAAGGGCGAGCUAACGGGAACCUCGUACCCGGUUAGCUCCGUCCUGUUCCCGCCGGGCCCCACGUUUACCUCGUACCAGGACCAGAACCAGAACCUGAAGGGGGAGCUGGAGAGCUACCUGAUGGAGCUGCAGAGCGCCGCAGUGCCUUGCUCGUCUGCGGGACUCCAGUCCAAACCGGACCCCCCGGUCCCGGCGGCCCCGGCGGCCAUGUUGGAGGCCUCCCAGGACGGGGGCGCUGCUAAAACCGUCGACUCCCUGAUGGAUUUCUCCCAGCUCUUCAACUUCCUGCCCCUCAACGGGCCUCCGUACGGCCCUGUGGGGGUUCCUGGGGGGCCGGGGGGGCCUCAGGAGACCCAGGUCCAGGUCCAGGGGACCCCCCAGGGGGGGCCAGACCCCCCCCAGGACCCGAGUCCGGGACUCUCCUCCUCCUUCAUGUCCAACCUGAGGACGCCGACGACGCUGCCGAGCUUCCACCAGGCCUUUCAGUGACGCACCUGGAACCUGGAACCAGAUACACCUGGAACCACAAACACACCUGGAACCAGUUACACCUGCACCAGUCUAGGGAUGCCCUCGAUACCAUUGUUCUCGCACCGAGUACGAGUAUUUUAAUUUGUGUACUCGCCGAUACCGAGCACCGAUACGAUACUUCUACCACAAAAAUAACUAGGCUAAAAAUGCAAUGAAUUGGAAGAUUUUGUUUAAAAUUCAAUUUUAACCAAAACUCUGGCCGGGUGUUCUGCCGAUCUUUGCUCCCUGCCGAUAAAACGCUACUUUGUGGUUCUGCUGCCGUCGAUUUUCAAAGUUUGAUUGCCCAUCAUUUCCCUUCACGAUGUAAAAAUGCACAGAAAAGGAAGUGGGCUAGGAGUAAAAGAGUCAAACACAGUCACAUUGAAGCUCUACAAAAGUAGAAAACCAUUAGGUAGCAUUUUUCGGCAAAGUAGCAGAAAUGGGCAGAACACCAGGAUUUCCUCCACGGCCCGGACUCGCUGGGAGCGCUAGCACCCCGGCUAGCGCUCCGGCUAGCACCGCGGCUAGCACCGCGCCGUCAGCCCACAGUCUGUCUUGCUUGUAAAAUAUGUCCAACUGCUGAUGUCCCGCUAGCAUUAAUUGUCGCUAACCUGAAACGGCUUUUAAACAAUUUGUUCCAAUUUGAAAGACAAAUCCAGGUUUCUGACUAAAAACUCCCAAAUCUUUGAAAACAAGUUUUAUGUAAAUGAUCUCGGACACGAGUGAAAACUUGUACUUUGUUAAUUUUGGCGAGAAAAUGUGCAUUUGACUUGAUAAACUUGUACAAUUGGAAGAAAAAACUGACUUUGAAUGUAUAAAUAUGCAAAUUUGGCCAAGAAUUCUGACUUUCCCCCUAGAGGCGCUAACCAGUAGCUACAACAACAAUGAAGUAUCGGUGCGCGGUAUCGGAGAAUCUUAGCGAAUACAAGUACGAGUUUAUGAGAGCAGUAUCGGCUAUCGGUAUCGGGGCAUCCCUAAACCACACACACCUGCAUCUAAUCCCUAAACCACACACACCUGCAUCUAAUCAUACCUCUAUCCAGUCACACCUGCAUCUACACACCUGGAACCACACACCUGCAUACCUGGAACCACACACCUGCACACCUGGAACCACACACCUGCACACCUGGAACCACACACCUGCAUACCUGGAACCACACACCUGGAACCACACACCUGGAACCACACACCUGCACACCUGGAACCACACACCUGCAUACCUGGAACCACACACCUGCACACCUGGAACCACACACCUGCAUACCUGGAACCACACACCUGCAUACCUCCAUCAGUCAGACCAGACUCCAGUCACACCUGGAAACACCUGCAGUCGGAGUUCCAGGUUGGAAGUUUGACCUUUUCGCCGCCGCUGCGGCCGGAUUUCCAAACCAGCACCUGAUCCUGUUUCACCAGCCACUUUAUCAAUAACCGCAUAUGAAGAACUUGUUUUUAUUAUGUUUAUUUUUAUAUCCAGUUACAGAGAAACUACUUACCUGUAUUAGUUUUGGUAAGAACGACCAUCGCGUCGACGUCGUUUCCUCCGACGCUGACGAACUUCCCCGACCCUUUUCUGAGCACGACGUGUUGCAACUUUAGUUAUUAUUAUUAUUAUUUUACUGAGAUUUUACUGAAACGGCUCCAAACUCGGUUUUUACUUAAAGGUUGGUUAGCGUAGGUUGCUAUGUUAGCGUCGGUUGCUAUGCUACCUGAACUCACCUGUAUAAUCACCUGUGGAAGUGACGGGCGCUAACGUCCCGUUAUCGUGAGUUAGCUCGAGUUAGCUCCAGUUGGCUCCAGUUAGCUCCAGUUAGCUCCAGUUAGCUCCAGUUAGCUCGAGUCUGUCGGACGGGCGUCUUCUGUCCUGAACCGUGAUUGGCUGCUCAGGUGUUUUGGGGGCGUGGCUUCAGAAGUGUUGUCAUUUUUCAAAGAUUCGGUUAUUUCUGAUGUUUUUCUAACAUCGUGGACUUUUAUAAACUUUCCAAGUUUUUAUAAAAACUAGUUGAGACUUUAUAAACUCACAUUUAGGAGAAAACUUAUAUAAAAUAGAACAUUUAUUAGUUUACAAAUGUACAAAUCUGAAAGGGAAAAAAGUUUAAAUUCAUUUCACAUUUGUAAGAAAACUUAUGAAAUCAUGAAUUUACAAAGUCUUGAAAGAAUUAAAUUGUAACAAAGUGACAACAAAUCAUAAACCUUCGAGUUUGUAAUAUAGAACUUGAUUUUUAAACAAUUUGUUCCAAUUUGAAAGACAAAUCCAGGUUUCUGACUAAAAACCUUACAAAGUUUUAUGUAAAUAAUCUCGGACACGAGUGAAAACGUGUGUUAAUUUUGCGGGAAAAUUAGCAUUUGACUUGAUAAACUUGUACAAUUGGAAGAAAAAACUGACUUUGAAUGUUUAAAUAUGCAAAUUUGGCCAAGAAUUCUGACUUUAUAAACUUUGAAAAACCUAGACGUGAGACUUUAUAAACAUUUGAGAGACAGAAACUGAGAAUUUGUGCCUUUAGAACCGUGUACGUUUAUGGGAGAAACGUCAGAAACUGUGACUUUAUUUUCUAACGUGGAGAGUUGAGAGAGAAACGCUGCUGCAGGAAGACGCCUGAACGCACCACGAUGAUGCUGCUUUUAGAUGGAAACAGGACAGAUUUGAAAAUGUAAAGUUCAAAUUCAAUUUGAGAAAUAAGAGGAAUUAAGUUAAUUAAGCGACGGUCGUCCCCAGGUGCUGUUUCCAUGGCGACGGCCUCUGAACCACGAAGGGAGAGCUUCAGGUUCUUUCAGCUCAGAAUCAGCCAGUUUACCCAGAAUGCCUUGCAGGUCUGACCUCCACCUGGUGCCUUAUUUGAAGCGAUGUCGGUUUAGUGAAGGUCGUUUAUGUUGUCGUCCCCGUUUCCUGGUUAACGAAGCAUCCUCCCGUAGCCUCCCGUGCCUAGCCUAGCCUAGCGCCGCCUAGCCUAGCACCACCUAGCCUAGCACCACCUAGCCUAGCCUAGUGCCACCUAGCCUAGCCUAGCACCCCCUAACCUAGCCUAGCGCCACCUAGCCUAGCCUAGUGCCACCUAGCCCAGCCUAGCCUAGCGCCACCUAGCCCAGCCUAGUCUAGCACCACCUAGCCCAGCCUAGCCUAGCGCCACCUAGUCUAGCCCAGCCUAGCCUAGCGCUACCUAGCCUAGCCUAGCCUAGCACCACCUAGUCCAGCCUAGCCUAGCACCACCUAGCAUAGCACCACCUAGCCCAGCCUAGCCUAGCACCACCUAGCCUACCACCGCUAAGCCUAGCCCAGCCUAGCGCCACCUAGUCUAGCCCAGCCUAGCCUAGCGCUACCUAGCCUAGCGCCACCUAGCCUAGCCUAGCGCCACCUAGCCUAGCCUAGCACCACCUAGCCUAGCCUAGUGCCACCUAGUCUAGCCCAGCCUAGCCUAGCGCUACCUAGCCCAGCCUAGCCUAGCACCGGAACCUCCUGCUGCUCUGGAUUCUUGUCUCCACAUGCGGCGGAAUCGAACCGCCGUUGCUGCUCAGACGAGGCUCGUCCUCGACCUCAGCCUAGCCUAGCCUAGCUAGCUGCUCAGCUUGGAUUCUCACGUUUCUGCUUCUACGGGAAAAUAAUGUUCUCAGUCGUUUCCACGGAGACGCGCCUUAAGGACGCUAGCUGCUACUGACGCUAGCUGCUACUGACGCUAGCUGCUACUGACGCUAGCUGCUACUGAAACUUCAGAAAAACUCUCAACCGAGUCCUAAUAACUCUCCGCUCUGAAUCUCCUGAAGGUUUGUUCGUUCUACAGAAACUUCUAGCACAUUGCUACUCGUUAUUUUUUGGUAAUCGCAGCACUUUUAUCUCCUCCAACACCUUGUUUUUAAAGCGUAUUCCAGAUGUGUAGAAAUAUAUUUAGCUUUUUCUAGAGGAUGUAAAUACCAGAUGUUUAUUUUUGCAGGUACAGUUUGUUUGACGUUGUUUUCUCGGUUGCUUUUAUUGCACAAAAACUCCUCCGUUUUCCUCACCGAGGUCGCCUUCAGGUGCAGGUCCGGUUACCCCGGUAACGGGCCGUAGCCACGCCCACCUGGACCCGGACGGCUAGCCUAGCCUAGCCUAGCCCGGUGAGGCUUCAAACCCAUAAGCUCCGGCGUUUCCAGUGAACUACGUUAGAAAAACUGCAAAUCGUCGGGGUUUUCGGAACUAGCUGCUAACAACCAUUAGCUGCUAACAACCGUUAGCUGCUAACAAGCGUCCGGCGCCCCUCGCGGCUCCGGACCUUCUUUUCUACUCGUGUUUUUGUCUGUUUGAACUGAACGUCCCGUCGUUCCGACGUCCCAGACAAGACCCCAAUAUCUGGGAGGGAAAAUGUCAAAAAUCAUAAAGAUUGUGAACUUGGUGACAAGUUUUUGAUAUUUGGCAUGUUAGUUAUGACAUAAGGUUUUCAAAAACCACCAAACAAAUGGUGACGCCCCCUAGUGGCCGGUUUGCAGAACAUUCUAAAUAUCUCCCGCCGAAAAGACCAAAGGUCAAAUCUCAGCUUCUCUUAGUCCUAGAUUGUUGUUUAUCGUCACUUUCUCUACUUUUUUGGUGCUAGGAAUUCAAUUCUGAGAUAAAUGUCCUAUUUCAAGGUCAUGUUGAAGGUCAAAUGUCAAGGUCAUGUUGAAGGUCAAAUUAAAUUUUCAAGGUCAUUUUUUGCCCAAAAAUCUCCAUAUCUCUAGAAUGAAGUCACAUAGAAAGAUUAUAUAGGGCUCUAGAUCCAUAUUUUCACCCCCAAGGAAGGCAGUUUUAACUUUUUUCUCGAGAUUGUACUUCAACAUUUAUCUCAACAUUUCCACUUUUUUCUCAACAUUUCCACUUUUCUAUUAAAGAAAACAUUUCCAAUCAAAGAAAAACAGUUUUCAAAUGUAUUUUUUUGAGUCUCAAAUAUUUUUUUUUGCAUUCAAACACUUUUUUUCUUUGAUUGAAACAAUUUUUUUGAUUGAAGUAACUUUUUUUUUAAUUGAAAAUAUAGUUUUUGAUUGAAGCAAUCUUUUUUCUUUGAAUAAUUAAGACACUAUCUUCUCACUUAUUGAUUCAUUUUGAAUGUUCUGCAAACCGGCCACUAGGGGGCGGUGGUUUUUGAAAACCUUAUGUUCAAAACACCAAAUAUCAAAAACUGGUCACCAAGUGCAGGAUUUCCAUGAAUUCCCUCCCAGCUAGGAGGACGGGUCCCGGACGGGCCCCAGAUUUUGGACCCGGUCCCGGACGGGACCCUGAUCCCGGACGGGCCCCAGAUUUGGGACCCGGACUCGGUCCCGGACGGGCCCCAGAUUUGGGACCCGGACUGGGACCUGGUCUUCGGGCCUCGGGCGUUCAGAGCCAUUCCAGUGUCGGACCCGGAUCUCAGACUAAACUCUCCAAACUACUGUCGUACUCGUUGUAAAAGCACGUAAACGUAUAGAAGUAUUCCAUGUUAAUGUGUUUAAUGUUUAUAGGUGUAAAGUAACUAUUAAAGCCGCAGCUUUGAUCUGUUCUGUUUUUACGUGUGACAUCAUCCAAAGAACCAGAUUAUUUAAUAACCUGAUUUUAUUUCACAUAUUUGCUGCUAUGAGGAGUUUCUGACGACGACUCUGUUUUUACUCGUGUUUAUGAAAAAAGUUCAAUAAACUC
Cololabis saira (Pacific saury) is the source of this 7468-nucleotide messenger RNA. It is a transcript of the gene plag1, whose product is annotated as pleiomorphic adenoma gene 1. The transcript has 3 exons. Bases 265 to 1827 code for a protein of 520 amino acids. The record is from RefSeq and is a predicted model, not a curated record. NCBI's taxonomy places the organism in Eukaryota, Metazoa, Chordata, Actinopteri, Beloniformes, Belonidae.